AUGCCCACAAUCCACACCAACUUUGUGAUCCCCCUGGCGGAUCUCCAAUCGGUGGACGGCGGCGAGGAGAAAAUGGACACUGGAGAGGUCACUCAUAGAUCUUCUACCGCUUUCCGACCUUGCUGUUCGUUCACCUGACGAUGCAUCAUCAUAUUCUCAACUUCUAGGCAUAAAAUGCGGCGUCUUCAGCAACCAGGACGGCUCAGGCUACGCCGAAUUCGGAAAUACCCGCGUUUUGGCGCAAAUCUACGGCCCUAAUAGUGAUGAGAAAUGGGAAGAAGACCAUGCUAAGAUUACGGUAGAACGAAAAAGGAGGGAAACUAAUCUUCAGCUCAUUCUAAGGUAUCCAUAAAAGGCGUCGUCGAAAAUAAGCAAUCCGAAAUGCGAGCCCAGCUCAAUUCUUCCAUUUCUGCCGUCAUUUUUGCGGAAAAGUACCCCGGAAAGACUAUCGAAAUCGAGGUAAACCUUUUCUGGUGUCCUGAGAGGAAUUCCCGGUAUCGUUUUAUAGGUUACUGUAUUGAAUGACGAUGGCGGCGUGUUGGCGGCGGCUCUCAUUGCCGCUUCUUUGGCCAUUUCUCAUUCCGGAAUCGAGGUAUUUUUUCUAUUUUAGAAGGGUUUGAAAGCUUCUAGAGAGAAGAACUUCAGGAGAAUAAGGCUAAAACUUUCAGGAUGUGUUCAAGAAAGCUGAAUAACUUUUCUCUGUCAAAAAAAGGGGGAAAAAUUGAAAAACUAUGAAAAAUUUUCGGUUUUUUAUGUUAAACGGUACUUCUUGUGGCUGUUGCACCAUAUGAUUCGACAAAUUCUCGUUCAGGCCAUGGGAACGAUGACAGCCGCACACGUUGGAGUGACCGCCGAGGGGGAUUUUGUUACGGAUCCGUCAAUUUCUGAUUUCGAAGAUAGGAAUCUCGUUGGCGGCGUCACUCUUUGUCUUGUGCCCAAUUUGAAUCAGGUGAACCGAGUUCUCGAUUCAAAUUUUGGUUAAAAACUUCAAUGCUCCUCGAAAGUAACCAAAAAAGAGAAUUCCGUGCUGUUCCUUACAAAAGCUGAAUAUUUUUUCCAAAUUAGAGGUCCUAAAAAUUGAAUCAGAUCAGUUUUCUGGUCGGAAUAAGUAUGGCUACAGUUUACGAAAAAGAUCAAUUUUUUGUGGCCAGCUUGAAAGGUAGAAAUUCAGAAUGGAUAGGACCAGGAGACAUUUUUUCAAAAAGUGUUCAAAAUCUUCCUUUUUUCUUUCCAACAAUUACCUCUGAAGGUUCAAAAUUCAGUACCACGAAACAUAUGUUUAUAGUGAAUUCGUGAGAAAACCAGCGAUUUAUAACUAAGAUGAAGUUUUAGCCCCUAAUGAAGUCGGUGGCCUCGAGAAGAACAGGUUCAGGUAUACUAAUUCCGAAAUCCAGGUAACCUGCGUGGAUGUCUAUGGCUUGGUUCCCCACUCCCGUCUGCCCUCCUUGAUAACGACGGCUCGAGAAAAAGCGCUCGCCCUGGUGACGGUUAUCCGUAAAAGCAUAAUCGCCAACGUCGAACAAUCUCAAAAACCCGCUGAAACUUUUUGA
Messenger RNA from Caenorhabditis auriculariae, 1550 nucleotides. The record is from the annotation of a GenBank genome assembly. NCBI's taxonomy places the organism in Eukaryota, Metazoa, Nematoda, Chromadorea, Rhabditida, Rhabditidae.